Molecule: messenger RNA, 1276 nt
Organism: Fopius arisanus
Lineage: Eukaryota; Metazoa; Arthropoda; Insecta; Hymenoptera; Braconidae
Gene: mtTFB1
Product: mitochondrial transcription factor B1
Exons: 2
Coding region: 98-1174 (358 amino acids)
Biological process (GO): rRNA methylation; transcription initiation at mitochondrial promoter
Cellular component (GO): mitochondrial matrix
Molecular function (GO): rRNA (adenine-N6,N6-)-dimethyltransferase activity; mitochondrial transcription factor activity
Source: RefSeq, a predicted model, not a curated record
GACGACUAGUCAUCAUUUUCCUAUUCCCAUUAAUUUUUCCAUUUGUUAAAAUAAUUCUAUCAAAAGUCGUUGUACUGAUACAUUUAAUAAAGUAACAAUGGCAGCGAAUUUAAGAUUACCACCUCUGCCAUCAGUACGCGAUCUUAUUAAACUGUACAGACUUCAAGCAAGAAAACAAUUGGCUCAAAAUUUCUUAAUGGAUGAGAGGCUAACGAAUAAGAUAGUACGACAGGCGGGUGAUAUGAAGGGAUUGCAGGUGUUGGAAGUGGGUCCUGGCCCUGGUGGAAUUACAAGAUCAAUUAUGAGAAAAGGACCAGAGAAAAUUAUAUUAGUUGAAAAAGAUAAGAGAUUCCAGCCAACAUUGGAAAUAUUGAACGAGGCGUUUGCUACAGUUAAUGGUAAAAUGGAUAUUUUUUACGAUGAUAUAAUGCAAUUUGAUUUCAACAAAAUUUUCUCUGAGGAGCUUAAACGAGAGUGGGACGACGAGAGCCCAAAAAUUCACAUAAUUGGCAAUUUACCGUUCAAUGUUUCAACUCCACUUAUCAUCCGAUGGCUGCAUGACAUUUCGGAAAAGAGAGGAGCUUGGGCUCUGGGAAGGGUAAGAAUGCUGUUGACUUUUCAAAAGGAAGUGGCAGAACGAUUGGUUGCACAACCGAAUGGAAGCCAGAGAUGUCGGUUAUCGGUGAUGGCACAAGCCUGGACUAGACCGAAACUCAGAUUUAUUAUUCCUGGGAGGGCCUUUAUACCUGAACCUGACGUAGAUGUUGGAGUCGUAACAUUCGAUCCGUUAAAAACCCCAAGAACUGAUCAUGACUUCAAAUUCUUUGAGAAAAUCACCAGGCACUUGUUUUCCUUCAGGCAAAAAUACUCGUUAGCUUGCGUUAAAACAUUAUUUCCAUAUGAAUAUCAAAACGAUCUUGGUCUGAUGAUGUUCAAACUCUCAGACUUGGAUCCAACUACAAGGCCCAUUGAACUCACCAUCGAGGAUAUGCACAGGUUAGCGUCAGCCUACAAAUACUUACUGGAGAAGCAUCCGCAAAUUAAAGACUACAACUAUCGAGACUCGGCUAAAGUCCUUCCCAAAAGUUACACAAAGGCAAUAAGUGUUGCGGAAAUAGACGAUGAGUACGUCGUCAAUCAACAGUUUCAACGGCAGGAAAGUUCUUUCGAGUAGCUUGUAAAUAGUUAAAUUUAAAUGUUUUGUUUCUCAUUUUAUUGAUAUACUGCAGAGUUACAAAAUCUGCACAAUAAAAUCGACCAGGAAUAAUUAUAAUAA